Amoebophrya sp. A25 is the source of this 327-nucleotide messenger RNA. The record is from the annotation of a GenBank genome assembly. Lineage: Eukaryota; Dinophyceae; Syndiniales; Amoebophryaceae.
GGAGUCAGAUGAUGAAGAGCGUCUCUUCUUCUUCGAUAGUGCGCCUCCGUCUCUCAACAGAGAAUUGGGCAUCAAUCCUCCAGACGAGGAAACUGAACUCUUAUGAACAUGAACGUUUUUUACGACAGACCCUAAAUAAGACGAGUUGAGCAGAUCUUCCGAUUUUUAUAGAUACUAAUACUUGUUUGACCACUACCACAUCAUGAUCAUCCUUUUUUGAUUCCAUUUCCGAUGUACAUAUUCUGUUUUCUUCAUGCUUGGAAGACGACGACGAUGACUGGCAGGCAGCUCCACGGGACGAGGAAAGCGUGAUGUUGCCGAUGACGG